UGGAGCCGACCGCCAGUUUAUAAAAGCUUUGUCUGGCUCUCCGCAGGCUACCCAGCCACUUUCCUCCGAACGUCUCGCUGUUGCCGCCGCGUUCGGAGAAGAGAACCUUGAGCUCCGCAACGUUCUAUAUAUAUACUUAAAGGAGCAGCGGCGUCCGGCUUUUAUUAUUAUUAUUAAAAACAGAAGUGCGGGCGAGGCAUUAAGAAGCAAAAGCCAAAAUGAGGGAAAUCGUGCACAUUCAAGCUGGGCAAUGCGGUAACCAGAUUGGCGCAAAGUUCUGGGAAGUGAUCAGUGAUGAACAUGGAAUCGACCCAACUGGAACCUACCAUGGUGACAGUGAUCUACAACUGGAUCGCAUCAGUGUUUACUACAAUGAGGCCACUGGUGGCAAAUAUGUGCCUCGUGCCAUCUUGGUUGAUUUGGAGCCAGGAACUAUGGACUCUGUGCGUUCUGGACCUUUUGGACAGAUAUUUCGACCAGAUAACUUUGUAUUUGGCCAGAGUGGAGCUGGUAAUAACUGGGCCAAAGGUCAUUAUACAGAAGGUGCCGAGCUGGUGGAUUCAGUCCUAGAUGUUGUGAGGAAGGAAGCCGAGAGUUGCGACUGCCUGCAAGGAUUCCAGCUGACCCACUCUCUCGGGGGUGGAACCGGUUCUGGAAUGGGCACCUUACUGAUCAGCAAGAUCCGUGAAGAGUACCCCGACCGUAUCAUGAAUACCUUCAGCGUGGUACCUUCUCCGAAGGUCUCGGAUACCGUGGUGGAGCCUUACAAUGCUACCCUCUCCGUCCACCAGCUGGUGGAGAACACAGAUGAGACCUACUGCAUCGACAACGAAGCCCUCUACGACAUCUGUUUCCGCACCCUCAAGCUGACCACUCCAACCUACGGGGAUCUUAACCACCUGGUCUCCGCCACCAUGAGUGGUGUAACGACCUGCCUCCGCUUUCCCGGACAGCUGAAUGCCGAUCUCCGCAAGCUUGCUGUAAACAUGGUUCCUUUCCCUCGGCUCCACUUUUUCAUGCCUGGAUUCGCUCCCUUGACCAGCCGCGGCAGCCAACAAUACCGGGCCCUCACCGUCCCCGAGUUAACGCAGCAAGUUUUCGACGCCAAGAACAUGAUGGCAGCCUGCGACCCCCGCCAUGGACGCUACCUAACGGUGGCCGCCGUCUUCCGAGGCCGCAUGUCCAUGAAGGAGGUGGACGAACAGAUGCUGAACGUGCAGAAUAAGAACAGCAGCUACUUCGUGGAAUGGAUCCCCAACAACGUCAAGACGGCCGUGUGCGACAUUCCUCCCCGUGGCUUGAAAAUGGCGGUCACCUUCAUCGGCAACAGCACGGCCAUCCAGGAGCUCUUCAAGCGCAUCUCCGAGCAGUUCACAGCCAUGUUCCGCCGUAAAGCUUUCCUGCAUUGGUACACAGGCGAGGGCAUGGACGAGAUGGAGUUCACGGAAGCGGAGAGCAACAUGAAUGACCUUGUCUCUGAAUAUCAACAAUACCAGGAUGCCACAGCUGAGGAAGAGGAGGAUUUUGGAGAAGAGGCGGAGGAAGAAGCCUGAGGUUAAAUCUCACGCCCUUUCGACUCCUGUUUCGAUACGUUUUCACAAAAUAGAAAAUAAAAAAAAUUGUACCUCCACCCUCUGUUUCCUUCUCCUUCUUCAAAACCUAACCUGUCCGCUCUCUUCUCAGACUUUUCUUUCAGGGCAGCCUCUUAAUAGGGGUUUAAAGUUGGUUUGGCUUUUACGUGUAGUACUUCUUUAGUCAUGGCAGGUACCCAGUAAAAUCGGGUCAGAGGAGGCUGUGUGAGACACAGGGAAAAGAUGCAGUUCCUUCCUUGCCUAUAAUUCUUAUUGUAUUUAUUAUUCCCCAACCUUCCAAUUUAUCUGUUGCGAACAAAUGAAAUUGCAGCUUUAAGGGCCUCCAGUUACAACAAGGAAGUAGGCAGUUUGGAACAGACUUGUUUAGGGGAAAGCAGAUAUCUUUAAAAGUGGAACCACUUUCCUUGUUCUGCCAACUGCUCCUUUCAUAUUCCUGGCUUUGCCGUAAAGGCAUUCGUCCCUCUGUAUCUGCAAUGGAAAAAUUGUGUGGGUUGGAUUUGGCUCUUUCCCCCCCUUCAUCAGUGUUCAUGUCCCAUCUGUCCACCCCACCCAGCUUAGCCUACUCGGGGUUGACGUGUUUCAAAUCUCUGACUAAAUCUAAGGAUGUUUAUCACACAGCUUCAUGACUUGCCAAAAAUAAAAAAAAUAAAAGUAAUAGACCAGCCUCAAAAGUACUGUUUUGCUCCCUAAAAUGGGCAUUUGUCCAGACUUUUAGCUUUAAUCUUACUCCUAAUCUUAGCUGAACUAUUGAUUGAACGUUGCUAACCUCUCUUCUUUUGAUUGCAAUUCCAUCCAUGUUCCAAAGAAGUGUCCUAUUUGCAAAAUGUCCUAAAUAACAUUCGAGACUUGCCUUGACAAUGAAGGCAGAGAAGCUAAAGGCCUUUUUGGGGACGGUGUCGGUUUUGGACCAUAAAGGUACAUGCAUGUUUUAAGAAUGAAUUUUAAUGUAGGGCAGUGGUCAUCAACCUUA
Thamnophis elegans (Western terrestrial garter snake) is the source of this 2562-nucleotide messenger RNA. RefSeq names its product tubulin beta chain. The coding region runs from base 219 to 1553 and encodes 444 amino acids. Gene Ontology annotation, cellular component: cytoplasm; microtubule. The transcript is spliced from 4 exons. Gene Ontology annotation, molecular function: GTP binding; structural constituent of cytoskeleton; GTPase activity. NCBI's taxonomy places the organism in Eukaryota, Metazoa, Chordata, Lepidosauria, Squamata, Natricidae. Gene Ontology annotation, biological process: microtubule cytoskeleton organization; mitotic cell cycle. The record is from RefSeq and is a predicted model, not a curated record.